CAACAACAACAACAAAAAACAUAGUAACCUUAGAAUUAACGUCUUUACAGGUCAUAAAGUCACUUCUAGACCUUAAGUUUUAGCUGAAAAAAUGGCCUUCAUCUGAUGUUUCCCCCAUGCUUGGCGGGCUAGAUUCUCUCUCAAUCGUCAGUAGGACCAUAUUCGUUCUGAAGUAGUGGCGCGUCCUUCUAUUUUUGUCACCACUUGGGCCUCUCAACUUUUUUUUCCACCCACAGUCUUCAGAGAUCUUCAACCUCCCAUUAACAUUAAAGUCGAUUCUAGGUGACGCGACACCAGUCUCUGGGAACAAUGACUCUAGGGGCCAAAAGACCUCGCCUCAACUUGAGGCAGGGCCUCGACCGCGAUGUAUACAUGGUUAUGAAGAAGCUCGAGGAUGCGAAUGACGGCAAGCCCUUCAAGACCACAACAGCUGUCUACGAAGCUAUCAAGAGGUCAAAUUCCAGCCUUAGCCGACAGAAGAAACGCCCUCUCGAAGAUUCAAUCGACCGUGUACUUCAGUUUCGCAAGGAAGAGCUAGGCGAUUCAAGCGACUCCGAAGCUGAUCUCGAAGAACCGCCCAAGCCCGACGACGACCGUUUCCUUCUUAAUAGACAAAUGACGAAGCACUGGCAUCAGAACACGACAACUGCUACGACUGCAGAUACGGCGACUCCACCCACGAGCGAAGCACCUCGCGCGAUCAAGAAGCGACGAGUGCAGGAAGAUGGUGAAGAGCGAGCAAAGGAUGGUGCGAUCACACCCAAGGGUGCUUUGACGGAUACAGAUGCUGCACCUGCGGAAAAGCAAGACAAAACACCUCUGAAGAAGACGCAAAAGUCGAGCCGCCACAAGGUCGAGCAUCCUUCCAACUCGAUACAGAUCGGAGGCGUGGCCGAAAUCUAUACAGAGCUCUGCAAACAAACGCACUACGUUUUGAAAUGGCCAGAACUAUUCGCCGUCAACCGCUGGCGAAAGGUCCCUGGAAUCCUGCUCUCUGGUCCGCCUGGAAUCGGCAAGAAGUCGCUAAUUAGAUUCCUUGCUUCGAAAAUCGACGUGCCGAUUGUGUCUCUUACAGGCUGCUUUGAAGAACCAGAGCGUCUGGAGAGGAGUUUGAACGAUGCCAUUGAAGAAGCCAUGAAAAUAGCCCCAUGCAUCAUCCUCAUCGAGCAGCUCGACUGGUACAUGUCGAAACCUGAAGGUAGCAGCCAUAGCGAGGGCCAUCGCCGCAACGUGAUCCAAUUCAUGCGACAGAUGCGAAGAAUCGAGACAGAACACGACAAGGACAGGCAUAUUCUUGCCAUGGCGACAACAUCGCGAAUCACAGAUGUCGAUCCCGCAGUUCUCAAAACUGGACUUUUCGAACGUACACUCCAGAUGAGGAUACCAGACCUUGGGGCUCGUCAGGAUAUUCUCAAGCUCGUCACCAGAGACAAGGACCUAUCAGAGACUGUCGACUUCGCAGAGCUGGCCAAGAUUACACAUGGUUUCGUCGGCGCUGACAUUAUCAACGUCGUGACGCUCGCACAGCAACUUGCAUCUGAACGCCAUAUGGAUGUUGGCCAAUAUCCCAAACACCUUGAACUCCCGUUCCCAAUAUCAUCUGACCUACCCGACCUUAUGGAACUCGCAGACGAACAACCUCUUAGUCUUUUACCCGAGCCUCCAAAUACGCCCUUGGCCCAAGAAGAUUUCAAAAAGGCUAUCAAAGACUUUACCCCCUUGCUGCGAAAAGAGGGCUUCACCGUCAUCCCCAAUAUAUCUUGGGACCAAGUCGGUGCUCUCCAAGCCGCCCGCGACCAACUCAACAUGUCAAUCAUCGGGCCCAUCAAAGACCCCGAGCUUUACCGUCGUGCUGGUCUUUCUCGCCCGGCAGGCUGCCUUCUCUGGGGUCCUCCCGGAUGCGGUAAGACCCUCGUCGCUCAAGCUGUUGCCAAUGAAGCGCAAGCCAGCUUCAUCCUCAUCAACGGACCGGAACUCCUCAAUAAGUACGUCGGUGAAUCAGAGCGCGCAGUACGCGAGCUUUUCAACCGCGCACGCUCCUCAACACCCUGCAUCCUCUUCUUCGACGAGAUGGAUUCCCUCGUCCCCAAGCGUGAUAACGCUUCUACAGAGGCAGGCACUCGUGUUGUCAACGCUCUCCUCACGGAGCUCGAUGGUGUUCAAGAUCGCACAGGUGUGUAUGUCAUCGGCACAACUAAUCGACCUGAUAUGAUUGAUCCGGCUAUGCUUCGACCCGGCCGCCUGAAUGUGCGCCUCUUCAUCGAUCUGCCCACCCCUGACGAAAGGGUCGAUAUCCUACGAGCCAUCUAUCGCACAAACCACCCUGACGCAACAGCCGAGGAAUUCGAGCGUCUCGAGCCUGUUGCUCGGGAUAGCCGUUGCACCGACUUCAGUGGUGCUGAUCUAGGUGGAUUGCAUGUGAAGGCUGCCGAAAGUGCUCUUCGGCGAUGCCUUCAGGGGACUAAGACUGGAACUGGGGAAAUUGAUGCCGUUGAUUGGGAAUAUGCCCUCUCGACAAGCAAUAGAAGCGUGCAAAAUCCUGAGACGUACCGAAAGCUCGAGGCUAAGUUAGGGAAGUCCUAGAUAAUUUUUAUGAUGAUACUAGAGUA
This is a messenger RNA of Fusarium redolens, 2609 nucleotides long. Its product is annotated as P-loop containing nucleoside triphosphate hydrolase protein. The record is from RefSeq and is a predicted model, not a curated record. The coding region runs from base 310 to 2583 and encodes 757 amino acids. The transcript has a single exon. Gene Ontology annotation, molecular function: preribosome binding; RNA binding; ATP binding. Gene Ontology annotation, biological process: ribosome biogenesis. Gene Ontology annotation, cellular component: nucleus. NCBI's taxonomy places the organism in Eukaryota, Fungi, Ascomycota, Sordariomycetes, Hypocreales, Nectriaceae.